Messenger RNA from Arabidopsis arenosa, 660 nucleotides. The record is from the annotation of a GenBank genome assembly. NCBI's taxonomy places the organism in Eukaryota, Viridiplantae, Streptophyta, Magnoliopsida, Brassicales, Brassicaceae.
AAUCUUCUUCUUCCUUUAAAUCCCCAAAUCUUCACGUUACUUUUCUAUCUACAUUUUCACUUUCAAUGGCUUUGAUUAUCUCUUGCUCCGCUCUAACCACGAUCCGAGCAUCUUCCGGAUCCGGAUCCCUUAAGCCGGAUCAAAACCGUAAGAAAUCUUCUUCUUGGUGGGCUCCUCUCUUUGGGUUGUCCUCCGAUCCUGAUUACCUCAACAUCGAAGGCUCAGGCUCUUCAGUGGAUCCGGAAUCGAAUCCGGGUAAACCCGAUAUUUCCGGGUCGGGUCAGAAGUUCCGUCGUGGUUGUCUUACGGAGGAGAAAGCUAAGCAGUUGAGGAGGAAAACAGCAGAAGCUUCCACGUUCCACGAUGUUAUGUAUCAUUCCGCCAUUGCUUCUCGACUUGCUUCUGAUAUCUCUGGCCGGGUUGAAGAUUGAAACGGAUUCGGGUCAGAUCUGGAAACGAAUCAAUUAAAUGAAUAAUCGUUUUUUUAAAAAAGUGUUCCUGUAGGAUGCAGACCAUCUUUUAUCGGUGCUCCUUUUUCAUUAGAACCGUUGGACUGUGUUUGGUCUUUUGUGUGUUGUAAAUUCUAGUUCUCGAGAACCGUUGGAUCAUUAAUUAGUUAAUUUCUCUUAAUUUCUUCUGUAAUCAACUGUUGGAUUUCCA